UUGUUUUACAUCAACCGCAAAUAAAAACAAGCUCAUAUGUUGUAUCGCAUAAACUUUUCUCGCCGCAUCUGGGAUAAUUUGCAUCAAUAAACAUUCAGUAUUCAUUUCAUAUCAAAGUUGAUAUCGCAGCUCAGUAAACUUGUUAAUAACAUUCACUAUAUUGUGUCAAAAUGAAUAUUGCUUACGUGCUGUUUGCGUUGUCGGCUGCAGUAUUCUGCUACGGAGAAGCAUGCCGAUGCGGAUUUGAGAAGAAAAGUGACAACUAUUGCAGAGCCGAAUGGGCGGCAAUCCUCUACGUAGAAGGAGUUCAGGAAGUGGUCGACAGGAUUUAUGACAUUCGCAUACUGGAGACAUUGAAAGGAAACAUACAACAAGCGGACAAGAAUCAUUUGAAAACUGUCAGAAAUAGUUGUGGGGUUCCCUUGCAAGUAAACAAGUACUACGUAAUAUCAGGUGGCGUAUCCGACGGCCAUACAUUGACGACAGACUUGUGCAAAUUCAUUAGGAAGUUUGACAGCAACCCAGCCGGAAGCGUCCAAGUCCCUACCUGCCCUGCAUCUUCUCGACGUGCAAAGCCAAAAUUACCCAAACUAAUAAUUUCGACUUAAAAAUAAACUAAUACAAUUACUUCUAUUUCAAAUUACUGAAUGUCUUAACUAAUUCAACAAUUUAAAAAUGAAAUAAUUAUGUCAUUUUAAUAUUCAUUUACAGUCUACUAUGUGAAUACAGCAUAAAAUCAUCCAUGUUCCAUAAAACGUAUGGGGUAUUUGUGUCGCCUUUUUGUUUGUUUCAUACAAGCUAUUCACAAAAGUAUACACAUACAACAUUAGGAUUAAGAUUAGGGUUAGGGUGAUUUGUGAAUAAAUAGUUUCA
Messenger RNA from Dreissena polymorpha, 873 nucleotides. RefSeq names its product metalloproteinase inhibitor 3-like. The record is from RefSeq and is a predicted model, not a curated record. Lineage: Eukaryota; Metazoa; Mollusca; Bivalvia; Myida; Dreissenidae. Gene Ontology annotation, molecular function: metalloendopeptidase inhibitor activity. The transcript has 4 exons. Bases 171 to 608 code for a protein of 145 amino acids.